AUGUACGAGAUGUUUGCUUUGUUGCACAGCAGUAGAAUUGGUAGUUUUUAUGCAAACCACCUGGAGCUGCUCUUGUCUAACCGUUCGUCUGUUUUUACUACUCCUGAUUUUUCCCUAGACUGGAGCACGGUGGGCUAUCAAAUGUGUAGCGCGUACAGCCCAGGGACCAUUGGACGAAGUUACCUUACUGUAAAAGAUCCCCCUCCUAAGGAUUCUGUGUCGAUUCUGAUGAAAAAGAACUCCCGAUUUUCUGAUCGUACACGCUCAAGGGAUAUGUCGAAGGGCACGCAGGAUUCUCAGUACGUUCUGAAGGUGGUUAAUUUUGUGCUUCGGAAGGAGGUUAUGGAUGCUGUUAUUUCAGAGCAGCAGUUUUUAAAAAAUACGUCCUGUGAAAACAUUCUCGGGAUAGUUGAUGUGUUGGGUGAUGACUACAAAGAGAAUGUAAUCAUUGUGACGGAGUUUUGUCCGAGUGGAAACGUGUCCUCCUACGCGGGGAAGCUAGAUGCGUGUCCCGAUAAGCUUCUCCGAAUUAUCAACGAUAUCGCUCUUGGGCUGCGUUUUUUGAACUUCAACAACAUUCAUCAUCAUAAUUUGAAGCUCGAAAAUGUGUUGGAGAUGCCCAAUAAUCGGUUUUGUAUAGCCGAUGCCGGGUUCGCGUCCUUCUUCACCACCCAAUCCCCAGAGGCGCUUGUAUUUAACGGUGAGUUGGGGUGCCUCGCGCCUGAGGUAUUCAAUGAAAAUGGCCCGUACGCGGAUGAUACAGUGUAUUUGUCGAGUCUUUCUGUAGGCAAGAUCGAUACUUGGGGGUUUGGGGUGUUCCUGUACUGCCUUGCGUAUGGGAAAAAGCCGUUUUCUAUUACAGAAUGCGACUACAACGCAGCGAAGCAAUGUCUUCUGACGACCGACCCUUGCUUUCCCACGAAGCCCUGGCCCUUUGAGGCGGACCUCUCCAAGGUCAUUUCACUAUGCCUCACGAAGGACGCGGCGAACCGACCAGACAUCGAGGAGCUACUUCGCAUGCCCUUCUUUACCGAUUACAAAUUUAGCUCCGGGGUGCAGGAUAUUUCGCCAUUAAUCAGGGGAACCCCUUCAUUUAACCGAUUUCACAGCGAGGCCAUGCUGACGGGGUUUUCCAGCAUGCACAGCACCACCCAUCUUUAUCAAAAGAGUGGGUACACGGUGGAUCGAGUUCUUGGCCGAGGUACUCAGUCUGAGGCUUUUCUUGUUCAUCUACGAAGAAAUGCGACAAAGCAUUUCACCUUGAAAGCAAUCUUCAGAUCCAUUCACAAGCUUCUCCAAGAGGAUAUGGACGAGGCUGGCAGAGAGCCGAUCUUGAAGCAGCUAGCGUCGUGUCAAAAAAUCACCCAUCCUAACCUUGUUCAGUAUCUUAGCAUCAUUGACAACAAGAAAGGCAGCUGCUUUGUCAUUCAGGAAUACAUUGAGGGGGAUCCCCUGAGCGCCAUAUUUUCCGCUAGUAAUUCUGGGUUUAAUUUCCGUAACCAACAGACUCGUCUAAGUUUUAAUGCCGGUCAUGAUGCGUCCAACGACACGGGGAUCACCAUGGCAAGACUACGAAACCUUCUUUCAGACGUUUUGUGUGGCGUUGUGUGUCUUCAUGACAAUGGUAUUCCACAUCUAAGCUUGCGUCCCUCGAACAUUCUCUAUGAUAUGGAGUCGGAAAAAUUCAAGUUAACCGAUUAUGGCCCGCUAUUCCUCACCUUGGACGAGAACUUAAAGAACGCUGUACAAAACAAGCCGUUCUAUCGCCUUCCAUCCUGGAUUUUGAAAUCAAAGCCGGAUGAUGCAUUUAUGGUGGAUACUUUCUGUGUUGGUCUUCUUGCUGCGUCGAUCGUGCCCAAGGUGUUCACCGAGGCGUGGCCUCAGCUAUACUGUGCUAAAGGAGAGAUACCUCUCUCAGUCGACAGCGUUCUGAAAGCGGUUUCCUCGUCCGACAAGCCCCUUCAGACGAAUCUCAUUAAUUUUAUUCAUACCGCGCUGUGCGAUCGCAUGACUGCGAGGCAGCUUCUGCAGCACCCUUACUUUGAGGGCGAGUUUGACAAGUUUUUGAGUGAGCCCCAGAAGGUGGAACUCUCCUCGGAAGAUCUUUCACGAGCCAUUCUUUCGAAGCCAGAGGAACGCGAUGAGCCUCGCAUCCUUGAGGCCCUUGGGUGGGUUUCAUUCUUGUCAAGUCCCGUCCCCAGUGCUAUUGUCGCGGAUACAGGUGAGCUGUCGUUGAGCAAUGACAAACCGAUUAUUGUCAACUUUAGGAGCUCUGGACUUCAAUGCACGUUAUGUCAGGCAAAGAUUUCCCUCGCGCUGUACCGUUGCCCUCAGUGUGAAGACUGCAUCCGGUGCGGAAAGUGCGCCGUAAACGACAAUCAUAAGCCCGGCCACCAGCUCAUGCCCUUCCUCGUAAAUAUUACUGAGCACAAAAAGGACGGUAGCGGCAGCGCCCUGCUCUGUCAUCCUUGCUCGAUUCUCGAUGUGCAUGCGCUGGAGAUGAUUGAGAUGCAGGCGAACUUCCCUGUCGGGGCGCUUUCAAAAAUGGCAAACAGCAAGCGAUUCUUGGAGCGAUCUCUGGUGCAUAGUAUGGCCUUCAACCCCCCUAACACUAAUGCGAAUGUCUCUAGUCGUCAUAUACUAGAUACCAGCUACGCGACUUUUCUCCAGGAUUCAGCCGAGGAUAGCUCCUCCAGCGCUAGCAUCCACGCUUCUUCCUUCUCGAAAAGGUUUUCGUCAAUCUUCUCUUCCGACUUUCAAGGGACUAUGUUGCAAAACUCUCAAUGCUCACCCUUUUUCCUAAACCCGCGGUCCUCCUUUAAGGAGACUGUUAUUGGCUCUGGUAACCUUAGGAAAGGUCGAAGUCUGAGGCUAAAUUCCCACAACACACAGAGCAGCUUGGAGAAAAACAUUUCGCAUACGAAGGGUGAUGUCAAAGUGAUCACUCUACCUAAGGCGCAAGAUGUGGAAGACAUCACGUGGCAAGAGGAGCUCGAGCGCUGUCGUAGAACAAGCCAAACCGAUCUCCUGCUGUUUAAUUACGCCUUCACAGAAGUGCCGGCUGAGGUGUUCAUGCCGCCGCCCUCACAUGUGGUGUAUUUGGAUUUAUCGCAAAACGCUUUAACGUCUCUUCCGGACGAGUUGAGCUGCAUGGUACACUUACGUAAGCUUUUGGUUUCUUAUAACAAGCUUACAGCCCUGCCAGACACGAUUGGAAAUCUCACCGAGUUGGAGUUAAUUGAUGCGAGUCAUAACACCAUUGAGUAUCUGCCCGAUACCUUUUCUUCACUGGUCAACCUGCAAUCUGUUGCGAUGGAUUACAACAACUUUAGUGAGAUACCACGUUGUAUGUUGUGCAUCCAACCGCCCAAGGCUAGAUCUGGGCAGUAUUGGCAACAGGGUCCUUUAGCAUCGGUGGCAUCCCCUGUCCUUACCAAUUUAGGGAACUCCGAUUCGCCAGAGCUCAAGGUUCUUUACCUAGCUGCGAACGACCGCAUCACCACGUGGCCGGAGAUUGAUAAGUUUAGACGCUUUGAGGCGCUCACAAUCGCCUUGGAUAAUGAGCCCGCCCUCUACCGUUCUUACCUAACGCAAGGCUUGGAAAGUGAGCUCCCGAACAUUACCAUCAACUGGAAUAAGAUUUACCCCGAUGAGAUUAUUCCUCAUCUCUAUUGUGGGAGUCUUCGUUCGGCUCAGUCGCAGAUGGUUUACCGCAAGUUAGACAUUUCCUACGUGUUGACGAUUGGCCGCGGGUUGAUGCCGGUGCCCCCUGACGGUGGAAGCCACAAAGUCAUCGUUGUGGAUGAUAUUCCAGGUGCUGAUAUUUCCUACUCCUUUCAAGAAGCCGCUGAAUUUAUCAACGAAAGUCAGGCGAAAGGAAAGGGCUGCUUGGUUCACUGCUUUGCGGGUCUCUCCCGCUCGGCGACGAUAGUGAUUGCGUAUCUCAUGUCCGAGAAAAAGAUGCGGAUGGACGAGGCUUAUAUGUUGACGAAAAAAGGAAGACCAGCGAUUUUCCCUAAUAAGGGUUUCUUUGAACAGCUAAUUGAGCUUGACAAGAGACUCUAUCCAAAUGCAAAACGCCCGCUCAAUAUAGAGCAGCUAGAGCGCUCCCCAGAAUCUUAG
This is a messenger RNA of Phytomonas sp. EM1, 4122 nucleotides long. The record is from the annotation of a GenBank genome assembly. NCBI's taxonomy places the organism in Eukaryota, Euglenozoa, Kinetoplastea, Trypanosomatida, Trypanosomatidae.